Messenger RNA from Micropterus salmoides (largemouth bass), 559 nucleotides. It is a transcript of the gene apoc4, whose product is annotated as apolipoprotein C-IV. Lineage: Eukaryota; Metazoa; Chordata; Actinopteri; Centrarchiformes; Centrarchidae. The record is from RefSeq and is a predicted model, not a curated record. Bases 16 to 507 code for a protein of 163 amino acids. The transcript is spliced from 5 exons.
UGACUACAACACUACAUGCAUCAACUAUGUUCGUCAGUAGAACGAAGUAAUGAAGCAAAGAAAAAAAGAACACGACCAUCCGAUCUGGACCAAUGUACACGCUGUUGCGGUCACCUAAUACAAAUACAAUGGCUCGAUAACACUUGUUUCAUUCAACUUCUGUUAACCAGAGAGGAAAAGAUGUAUAUGAAGGCGCUUGUUUUCAGUCUCAUCUUACUAAUGCAAGCAUGUGGACCACUUUUGGCCCAGGCAACAGAACCAGAACAACCUGACUCUACAGGACUACUGCAGAGGCUUGGAGAUAGAGCCAGGGAAACCAAAGAUAAAGUCCAGGUUUUUGGGGGAGUAGUGCUGGACUACUUUGGUGCUUACUAUGAAGACCACAUCCAACCAGUGGCUGACAGCUACACUGAAUGGGCCUCUACUGUCAAAAGCUCUGUGUUGGAGAAGAUCCAGACAACCAUUGACAAAUACUGGCCAUCAAAAGCAUCUAGUUCAACUGAUUAACAGACUUAAAACCAAGAAAAGCUGACAAUAAAUGAAUAUUCUUACCACAUGA